Messenger RNA from Myotis davidii, 1774 nucleotides. RefSeq names its product proteasome 26S subunit, ATPase 6 (gene PSMC6). Gene Ontology annotation, cellular component: cytosolic proteasome complex; proteasome regulatory particle, base subcomplex. Gene Ontology annotation, molecular function: ATP hydrolysis activity; proteasome-activating activity; ATP binding. The record is from RefSeq and is a predicted model, not a curated record. NCBI's taxonomy places the organism in Eukaryota, Metazoa, Chordata, Mammalia, Chiroptera, Vespertilionidae. Gene Ontology annotation, biological process: positive regulation of RNA polymerase II transcription preinitiation complex assembly. The transcript is spliced from 16 exons.
AUGCAAGAAGCAUCCCGGGCAAAGGUGGCAUAUAGCCCAGAGACCUCAAACGGCGAGGAGGCGGAGUAUGAUACCUGCCAGAUUUUAAAUGGAAAUGAUCAUAAUGUACUUGAUAUCAAAUUUGUUAUCAGCCCAAUUCGGACCGGUUGUAUGGGUAUCACGGUAAGAGAACCUCAUGAUAUUAAGGAAAAUGAAAAACCACACAGGGGCGAGGAGCCAGGAGAGCACGUCACUAGAUCUGACGAAUGGUGGAGGGAAAGUGUACGUAUCUGUGUACGUAUUUUAAAACCACACAUCCAUCAACGCUACAUUAGAGUAAGGGAACAAUUAAAAGAACUUACCAAGCAGUAUGAAAAGUCUGAAAAUGAUCUGAAGGCCCUACAAAGUGUUGGGCAGAUUGUGGGUGAAGUACUAAAGCAGUUAACUGAAGAAAAAUUCAUUGUUAAAGCUACAAAUGGACCAAGAUAUGUUGUGGGUUGUCGUCGACAGCUUGACAAAAGUAAGCUGAAGCCAGGAACAAGAGUUGCUUUGGAUAUGACUACACUAACUAUCAUGAGGUAUUUGCCAAGAGAGGUGGAUCCAUUGGUUUACAACAUGUCUCAUGAAGACCCUGGGAAUGUGUCCUAUUCUGAGAUUGGAGGGCUAUCAGAACAGAUUCGGGAAUUAAGAGAGGUGAUAGAAUUACCUCUUACAAACCCAGAAUUAUUCCAACGUGUAGGAAUAAUACCUCCAAAAGGCUGUUUGCUAUAUGGACCACCAGGUACAGGAAAAACACUCUUGGCACGAGCUGUUGCUAGCCAGCUAGACUGCAAUUUCUUAAAGGUUGUAUCUAGUUCUAUUGUAGACAAGUACAUUGGUGAAAGUGCUCGUUUGAUCAGAGAAAUGUUUAAUUAUGCCAGAGACCAUCAGCCAUGCAUCAUUUUUAUGGAUGAAAUAGAUGCUAUUGGUGGUCGUCGGUUUUCUGAGGGUACUUCAGCUGAUAGAGAGAUUCAGAGAACUUUAAUGGAGUUACUGAAUCAAAUGGAUGGAUUUGAUACUCUACAUAGAGUUAAAAUGAUCAUGGCUACAAACAGACCAGAUACACUGGAUCCUGCUUUGCUUCGUCCAGGAAGAUUAGAUAGAAAAAUACGUGAAGAGGUCACCCCCAGAGGCUAAGCAAGAUUAGAUAUAUUGAAAAUCCAUGCAGGUCCCAUUACAAAGCAUGGUGAAAUAGAUUAUGAAGCAAUUGUGAAGCUCUCAGAUGGUUUUAAUGGAGCAGACCUGAGAAAUGUUUGUACUGAAGCAGGUAUGUUUGCAAUUCGUGCUGAUCAUGAUUUUGUAGUACAGGAAGACUUCAUGAAAGCAGUCAGAAAAGUGGCUGAUUCUAAGAAGCUAGAGUCAAAAUUAGACUACAAACCUGUGUAAUUUACUGUGAGGAUUUUGAUGGCUGCAUGACAGACAUUGGCUUAAUGUAAAAAUAAAGUUAAGGAAAAUAAUGUAUGUAUUGGCAAUGAUCUCAUUAAAAGUCAUGAAUAAAAACAUAUAUGAAUAACAAAAAUUAGUAACUCAGUAUUUGUACUUUAAGAUUGGUACAGAAGAAAUUUGUAUGUUUGUUAAUGUUGCAUUUAUUGCAACAGAAGUUAUAAGUGUGUUGUAACUUUUCAUAUUUGUUGUGUGAGCAUUUUAUAAAACAUUGAAAAUGGUUUGAGAUAGUAGUACAUUUCUAUGACUUAUUUUAUAUCGUUUGUUUUCCUCAUCCUAAAAAGUUGAAUAAAAUCUGUUUGAUUCAGUUCUA